CGUCAUUCUCCAAUUUCCUGUCAUCUGAUCAAGUGCAACCGAAAGGAUGAACACCACCGAGCCGUCGUCCAAUUCGGCUGUCGACGGCCCCGAGCUCAGCUACGAGUCGGGCAAGACCCUCAUGGCCAAGGGGCCUCAAGCUUUCCACGACCUGAUGGCUACCAAACUCCCAGCUGCAACCGGCCGCCCAUUACCGCGAAUGGAAGUGCGUUUCAGCAACUUGUCGCUAUCCGCCGACAUCGUUGUAGCCGAUGACCACGCCACCAAGUACGAGCUCCCUACUAUCCCGAACGAACUCAAGAAAACUCUCAUGGGACCCAAGAAGAAAACUGUCCGUAAGGAGAUUCUCAAGGGCGUCAGUGGACGCUUCACCCCGGGCAAGAUCACGUUACUACUGGGUCAACCUGGAUCCGGUAAAUCGGCUCUCAUGAAGAUCCUCAGUGGCCGCUUCCCCAUGACCAAGAACAUCACGUUAGAAGGAGACGUGUCGUUCAACAACGUCCCAAGAGAGCAGAUCGAAGACCGCUUGGCGCAGUUCGUCUCGUACGUUAACCAACGUGACAAGCAUUUUCCAACCUUAACGGUUAAGGAGACGCUCGAAUUCGCGCACACUUUCUGUGGUGGCAAGCUGCUGGAGCACGGCCACGGUAUGCUCGACAUGGGGUCGAGUGCACACAGAGACGUGGCUGCACUCGAAGAAAUGAAGAAAAUCUUCGCACACUACCCGGAAGUUGUGAUCCAGCAAUUGGGGUUACAAAUCUGCCAAGAUACCGUCGUCGGUGAUAACAUGUUACGUGGUAUCUCCGGUGGUGAACGUAAGCGAGUGACGACUGGCGAGAUGGAGUUUGGUAUGAAAUACGUAUCGCUCAUGGACGAGAUCACCACUGGUCUUGACGCUGCAGCGGCGUACGAUAUCGUCGAUACACAACGCAGUAUUGCCCAUCGGAUGCACAAGACGGUUGUUAUCGCGUUGUUGCAGCCGUCUCCUGAGCUGUUCGCGCUGUUCGACGAUGUCAUGAUCCUGAAUGAAGGUGAACUCAUGUACCACGGACCGUGCAACAAGGUGGAAGCGUACUUUGAAACGCAGGGGUUCAAGUGUCCCCCCGGAAGGGAUAUCGCCGAUUAUCUGCUGGAUUUGGGCACCAAACAACAGCAUCGGUACGAGGUUCCACACCCAGUCAAACAACCGCGAAGCCCCGCGGAAUUCGGUGAGAGUUUCCGGUUAUCGCAGAUUUACCAAGAGACUUUAAGUGUCUUGGAGUCGCCGUAUGACCCCGAACUGGUCGAAAGUGUCAAGGACAUUAUCGACCCCAUGCCUGCUUUCCACCAGUCGAUUUUCAAUAGCGUCAUGGCGCUGCAGUGGCGAGCGCUAUUGAUCACGUACCGUAACCAAGCGUUCGUUAUGGGGAAGCUGGCUAUGGUGAUCAUUAUGGGGUUACUCUACUGCUCCAUCUUCUACCAGUUUGACCCGACCCAGAUCGCUGUGGUCAUGGGCGUCAUGUUCGCGGCCGUCAUGUUCCUGUCCAUGGGUCAAGGUGCCAUGAUCCCUGUCUACAUCUCCGGACGAGCCAUUUUCUACAAGCAACGUCGAGCCAAUUUCUUCCGAACGGGGUCGUAUGUAUUAGCUACGACUGUGAGUCAGAUCCCCUUGGCGAUUGCAGAGACGCUUAUCUUCGGCUCCAUCGUGUACUGGGUCUGCGGCUUUGCGUCCGAAGCCAAGCUGUUCGUGAUCUUCGAGAUCAUCCUCUUCCUGUCAAAUCUGGCAAUGGGAAUGUGGUUCUUCUUCCUCGCUGGUGUGCUCCCCGAUGCGAAUGUAGUGAUGCCAGUGGGUAUGGUAUCCAUCCUGGUGUUCAUCAUCUUUGCGGGUUUCGUCGUGACCAAGAGUUUGAUCCCAGACUACCUCAUCUGGGCGCAUUGGAUCAGUCCAAUUGCGUGGGCUCUGAAGGCCAUGGCGAUCAACCAGUAUCGAUCAAGUGAAUUCGAUGUCUGUGUGUACGAUGAUGUGGACUACUGCACCAAGUACAACGGAAUGACUAUGGGGGAAUACUACCUGGAUCUAUUCGACUUUGUCACUGAAAAAGAGUGGGUGGCGUACGGAAUCAUCUACCUAGUGGCGAUCUACGUCGUUUUCAUGUUCCUGUCGUACAUCGCGCUCGAGUACGUUCGCUAUGAGACUCCAGACAACGUUGACGUGUCGGUGAAGCCCAUUGAAGACGAGAACUCGUACGUUCUCACUGAAACGCCGAAGGCAGCGAACAAACCAGACGUAGUUGUUGAGUUACCGGUGGAGGCUCGAGAGAGGAACUUUGUACCGGUGACUGUGGCGUUCCAAGAUCUACACUACUUCGUCCCGAAUCCGCAUAAUCCGAAGGAACAACUGGAGCUUCUUAGAGGUAUUAACGGAUACGCUGUGCCUGGGUCGAUUACUGCGUUGAUGGGCUCUACCGGUGCUGGUAAAACCACGCUUAUGGACGUGAUUGCUGGACGUAAAACUGGAGGUAAAAUCACGGGUAGAAUCAUGUUGAACGGCUACGAAGCCAGUGACUUGGCUAUCCGCCGAGCUACGGGGUAUUGUGAGCAGAUGGAUGUACACUCGGAGGCUGCUACUAUUCGCGAGGCCUUGACUUUCAGCUCGUUUUUACGUCAAGACGCGUCGAUGUCGGAUGCGAAAAAGUACGAUUCGGUUAACGAAUGUAUCGAACUGCUCGGCUUAGAGGAUAUCGCAGACCAGAUCAUCCGUGGCAGCUCAGUAGAGCAGAUGAAGCGCUUGACUAUUGGAGUAGAGCUUGCUGCUCAGCCCAGUGUGAUUUUCCUCGAUGAACCGACCAGUGGGUUGGAUGCAAGGUCUGCUAAGAUUAUCAUGGAUGGGGUUCGGAAAGUGGCAGACUCGGGACGUACUAUCAUCUGUACAAUCCACCAGCCAUCCGCUGAGGUGUUCUACCUGUUCGACAGACUACUAUUACUACAACGUGGAGGCCAGACUGCGUUCUACGGGGACUUGGGCCCGAACUGCCGUAACUUGAUCGACUACUUUGAGAAUAUUCCAGGCGUGGCUCCACUUCCUGUAGGUUAUAACCCCGCUACGUGGAUGCUGGAGUGUAUUGGCGCUGGUGUUGGCCAUGGAAGCGAAGACUCGACUGAUUUUGUGUCGUACUUUAAGACCAGUCCGUACAACCAGCUACUGGAGAGUACAAUGGCGAAAGAAGGCAUUACUACUCCGUCCCCGGAUCUCCCUGAGAUGGUGUUCGGCAAGAAACGUGCUGCCAACUCGAUGACUCAAAUGAAGUUCGUGGUGUGGCGCUACUUCCAGAUGUACUGGCGGACACCGACCUACAACUUGACAAGGAUGUACCUCGCCGUCUUCUUGGCAAUUUUGUUCGGACUGAUCUUCGUGAGCAAUGACGACUACGCUUCGUACUCCGGCUUGAACUCUGGAGUGGGUAUGGUCUUUAUGUCUUCGCUCUUCAACUCGAUGGCGGUGUUCCAGAGCGUCAUGCCCUUGACAUGUGCAGAGAGAGAAUCAUACUACCGCGAACGAGCUUCGCAGACGUACAACGCCUUCUGGUACUUCGUCGCUGCGACGCUGGCUGAGAUCCCCUACUGCUUCGUCAGUUCGCUUCUGUUCACUGUUAUCUUCUACUACUUCGUUGGGUUCACUGGGUUCUCGACGAUGAUCGUUUUCUGGCUCCAGUCGUCGCUGUUGGUGCUCAUGAUGGUCUAUCUGGCUCAGUUCUUCGUCUUCCUGACGCCGAGCGAAGAAGUGGCGCAGAUCGUAGGAAUAUUGUUCAAUAGUGUCUUCAUGAUGUUCGUCGGCUUCAGUCCUCCGGCGUACAAGAUUCCGUCGGGCUACGAGUGGCUGUACAAGAUCUGUAUCUUCAAGUUCCCGAUCGCCAACCUCAUUUCGAUGAUUUUUGCUGAGUGCGACGAGCUCCCGACCUGGAACGAGACGACGCAAGCGUACGAGAACGUCGGGUCUCAACUUGGUUGCCAACCGAUGGCAGGAUCUCCGGAGACCGUCGGCCACAUCACCAUUAAGGAGUACACGGAGCAAUACUUUGGCAUGAAACACCACCAGAUUGCUCGCAACUUCGGCAUCACAGUCGGCCUCAUUGUGCUGUUCCGAAUUUGGGCGGCGCUGGCCAUGCGUUACGUCAACCACCAAAAGAAGUAAGGAUAGCAACACCGAUGAUUAGCUAGUAGCGAUCUAUAGUCUACCUAUUUUUGAUUUUAAAUGUAUGCAAACUUCCGGGUUUUUGCUGUUGUAAUCGAAAAUGAAACACCAGCCCCCUUAACUCGGAAAUCAAACUUCAGUGAAUAAUUUUAAAAAGAACAAAUGUGUAAGAAGAUGG
Phytophthora nicotianae INRA-310 is the source of this 4349-nucleotide messenger RNA. RefSeq lists its product as hypothetical. Gene Ontology annotation, cellular component: membrane. Lineage: Eukaryota; Oomycota; Peronosporomycetes; Peronosporales; Peronosporaceae. The coding region runs from base 47 to 4171 and encodes 1374 amino acids. Gene Ontology annotation, biological process: transmembrane transport. The record is from RefSeq and is a predicted model, not a curated record. Gene Ontology annotation, molecular function: ATP binding; ABC-type transporter activity; ATP hydrolysis activity. The transcript has a single exon.